AUGCAGUCUUUCGGCGACGAAACUCUGUUGGCUUGCAUAGAUAUCGAAAAGAGACAUCAAAUCCCACAAGAGCAAGCCGGAAGUAAAGCCCCGUUGCAGGAGGAAAACGUCAGUGAUCUGGGUGAAUAUUUCAAGUCGAGCUCGCCGCUUUUGGACUUCACGAACAAUAAGGACAACGAUCUGGAUAAACCGAAGCUGUCUAACUCCGGCACGAAGAAAAUAGGAGGAGAAAACGCGUCUGAUUUCGUUAAGUAUUUCGAGGACAGUAUUACAUUUCCUAAGGUCAACAACAGAAGAAAUUUAUCCUCGGCCACCGGUGCUCCGAGAAGAAGCGGGCUCUUGCCGUCCCAAAGAAAUCGGAGUCCUCGUGAAAUAAACAAGAAGCAUGUUGAUAACAAUUUGAAGGAGAAACGUCGUCCCGGCACAGCUGACAAUAAACAGAAGUGCGAUGGAUCUGGUAUUCAGGGUACUCUCUGUAAAAAUAAGUCUUCCAAUAAUGCGCAAGAUGCAACAAGUAGCAGUGGAGUCAGAACGUCAUCGGCCGUUAAUGCUACGUACAAUAGUGAAAAUUCGGAGUUUGUUAUUUCGUCUCCACCACUUUGCACUCAGGACCGUUGUAAAUUGGCGUCGUGGGGCCUGCCGCCAAAUAUUCUACAGAAAUACACUGCCCGUGGGGUAGAACGCAUGUUUCCAUGGCAAAUGGAGUGCUUGUCGAAUCGUCUAGUAACGCAAGAGAGAAGGAAUCUCGUGUAUUCCGCGCCUACCUCCGCAGGAAAGACCUUCGUCGCUGAAGUCCUCUUAAUUAAGACCGUUCUAGAAAAGCAGAAGAAAGUGAUCUUUAUCCUGCCGUUUGUGUCUGUCGUUAGAGAAAAGAUGUAUUACUUUCAAGAUUUAUUGUCCGACAGUGGGAUAAGAGUGGAAGGAUUUAUGGGAGGAAACGUCCCGCCCGGAGGAUUUGCUGCUACCCACGUUGCAAUAGCGACUAUAGAGAAGGCGAAUUCUUUGGUGAAUCGUUUGAUGGAGGAAAAAGAUUUGAGUAGCUUAGGAGCUGUGAUAAUAGACGAAUUGCAUCUACUCGGUGAUCCUAAUCGUGGCUAUCUCUUGGAGCUACUUCUGACCAAAUUGAAAUACAUGACUGUCCACAACGAUGAUAUCAAUAUACAAUUGAUAGGUAUGUCAGCCACAUUACCUAACUUACCUCUGCUAGCCAAAUGGUUGGGUGCGGAGCUGUACAAGACUGAGUUUCGGCCCAUACCGUUGAAUGAAUAUUGCAAGAUAGAAGCAAAUAUAUAUGAUAACAAAUUGAAUCUUGUCAGAAAACUGUCAGAGUUGCAAGAAUUAGAAACAGAUGUAGAUAAUAUUCUACAGCUUUGCAUUGAGACAAUAGGUGCCAGUCAUAGUGUGUUGAUUUUCUGUCCCACAAAGAAAUGGUGUGAGAAAUUGGCAGAACAAAUUGCUGCAACUUUCUUCAAGUUAGGUCGUGAAAAUACAAAGCUUGGUGAGAUAUUGAAGAAAGAAAUUACUCCUGAAUUAAUCCAUGAAACUCUGGAACAAUUAAAACGUAGUCCAAGUGGUUUAGACAAAAUUUUAAAAAACACGAUUUCGUUCGGCGUUGCGUUUCAUCAUGCUGGACUCACAAUGGACGAACGUGAUAUCAUAGAAGGAUCCUUCAGAACGGGAUCCUUGAGGGUUCUUAUAGCAACGUCGACAUUAAGUAGUGGAGUAAACUUACCUGCACGAAGAGUAAUCAUAAGAUCACCUCUAUUUGGUGGAAGUCCGUUGAAUACUUUAACUUACAAACAAAUGAUAGGACGUGCUGGUCGUAUGGGGAAAGACAGCGCAGGAGAAAGUAUACUAAUAUGUAAACCGAAUGAACGUAAUGCAGCUACGUCAUUGCUCUCUGCAGCUCUGGAUCCAAUUGAAUCUUGUCUCAAUGAUUCCACGCUACUAAUAAGGGCGCUCUUGGAAGCAGUAGCUAGCGAAGUUUUAUAUACAUACGAAGAUUUAGAACUGUACAUUAAUUGUACUUUGCUAAGCUUGAAUGAACAGUCUGAUGUGCGAACAUUUUCCAAUGAAGCGAUGAAAUUCUUAUUAGAUAAUGAAUUUUUAUUAUUACAAACUACAGAGCGGGAAUCUAGGUGGGUAGCAACGCCGCUUGGGAAAGCAUGUUUGGCCGCGUCUAUACCUCCCAGAGAGGGAUUGUUUCUGUUUGAAGAAUUACAGAAAGCACGAAGGUGUUUCGUUUUGGACACCGAAUUGCACGUGAUAUAUUUGGUAACUCCACUCUCGUCCGGAUGUCAAAUUGGAACUGUCGAUUGGAUGACGUUUCACGAAUUGUGGAACGCUAUGUCCGAAAGCGAGCGCAGAGUUGGAAAACUCGUCGGAGUAGAAGAGCGUUUUGUGUUGUCAGCUAUCAGGGGAGUCGUUAAACCUGGAAAAUCGUUGAAUAUACAUAGGAGAUUCUACAGCGCAUUGGCGCUACACGAUUUGGUGAAGGAAAUGCCGCUUCAUGCGGUUUGUAAAAAAUACGGGUGUUGUCGCGGAGUAUUGCAAACCUUACAGCAGUCUGCCGCCACGUACGCGGGUAUGGUCACGCAAUUUUGCAAGCAAUUAGGUUGGGAUUGCAUGGAAUUAUUGGUGAAUCAAUUUCAAACGAGAUUGCAGUUCGGCGUCUGCAGAGAAUUGCUAGAUUUGCUGCGUCUGCCGAUGUUAAACGGCUUGCGAGCAAGGAGCCUAUAUAAACAGGGAAUAGAAACCGUAGCAGACUUAGCUGUUGCUAAUGAACUUAAUGUCGAACGCGCGCUUUACACUGCUCUCCCUUUCGAAAGCGAAAAAGAAUGUGAGGGAGAAUAUGCGCUUGAAGUGGAAAAGAGAAAUAAAAUGAGGACAGUAUUCGUCACUGGAAGAGAUGGUCUCACACCUCAACAAGCUGCAGUUUUAUUAGUUCAAGAGGCGCGGACAUUAAUUCAGAAAGAGUUGGGCCUGGAGCAGAUGCCAUGGGAGCAGAAUGAACGAUCUCUGCAAGUAAAUGUUAGAAAUGCUGAAGAUACGUCUAACAUAAAGGAAAAUAUUCAGACCGAUUUGAAUAUAAAGGACUUGGAAUCUACGACAAUGAGAACAUCGAUAGAAAGUUUGGCGAACGGAAACCUUGUGAGUAACGAAAGUGAAAAGGAUAAUAAUCCAAAACCUGACGUACGUGAAGAAAUCAGUGGAACCGACGCGUUGGACAAAAAAGAAGUAACUGAAUUGAACAAUCAACAUUUAAAUGAAGCUGAUUUGCCGCUUGAAGUCUCAAAAGAUGACGAAGAUUCGUCUAUGUUUCUCGACUUAAGUUCUCCCGAUAUGAUAGCAAACGAUGAACCACUAGGUACGCCUAAAGAAAAGAAAAAUUCUCCCGCGACUGAUGAUAGCAAUAAGAUAAAGAGAAGUAGCAAAAAUUUAGAAAAAUUCAACUUGGUUGUUAACGAUAUACCUAACAAAAAGUUAAAAAAUUCCAACACGAAUGAGAUAAAGAAUGAGAAUUUUAUAGACAAAGACGAAAGUGCAUCUAUUAUAAGUGGAGAUGUUAAACCGUCCUACUCAAGGAGUCCUAGUCUAUUCGACGACAGUUUGAAUCUUGACACCCAAAUGUGCGAUAUUCUCGAGCAAAAUGUCAUGAAUAUCGCGCAUUUGACGGAAUUGGAUUCGAAAGUACUCGCAAGCGAAUCAAAUGCCGCGGAUGCGUUACAGAAACAAUCUACAAGUUCAAAUACCGGCAAUGUGCAAUUGUGUGGAGAAAAUAAUGCGAAAGGUAUAGACGCGUCUAAUUUGCAAACCAAAAACAGCAUAUUGUCAUGGGGUAACGAUUCGUGGAAUAAUUCCGAAUUGCUGAAACAGAUAGUGCAGCAAGAUCAAAAUAUAAUGCAACCCAAGAAAGAAAAUAGUAAUUCUAAAAUUAGAAACAUUGUUAACACAAGUGAGUCUAUUACGUUAAAAAAUACGAAAACUUGCGCGCGAGAUAGUAAAGACGACGUGCAUAAAGCGGAUGUUAAGAAACGUACUGCCGCACUUAAGGGGAAAACGCCACGGAAAUUGUCAAAAGUAACGAAAGUGGAUUCCCCUGUGGCGAAUAUAAUCGUUUUCAAAAAGGAACGGAAGACGUCCGCGGAUUCAAAUAAAUCCGACUCGGAUGACUUCGUCGUUGGUUCGCAGCAAUUCGAAUCUCCUUUUAGCAGUAAUAAAAGUCGAACGAGGACGACGUUGGAGAAAAUGCGUAAACUGCGUUCUCAGAAACUCCCCGAGGUUACAAUAACAGAAAUAAACAAUCAUUUAAAUUCUCCUAUAAAAGAAAUAACGAAUGACAUAGCGGAGGAUAAAAUAAAAGAAGAAGAAAGUGAAGUGAAGCCAAAGUUGAAGAAAAUUUUACCACCAAAUGCAUUGCUUUCUGCGAAUUGUAGUAUAGACAGCAUUGUGUAUAAUUCCGAAGAUGAGGCGACAAACAAUUUAACCAGAUCAACUUUGAGAACAAAGCAGCACGAGACGCAAUCGAAUAACUUGAAUAAAGAUAUCAAAUUAAAGACAGAAAAUAUAUCAUCUGAUAAGAAAAAGGAUUUGUUGAACGAAACGGUAGAUUGGAAUACAUUGAAUAUCGUGAAAGUUGCAAACAACAGAGCGACUUUUAAUCUGUUCAAACGCGAAGUAUUAAAGAAACGAAAUAUCGCGUUAGCCUUGCACUGUGACACAUAUAUAGAUAAUACAAAUAACAUAGGCUCAAGGAUUUGUGCCUCUAACACAGAAGGAAAACGAAGACUCAGAAGAUCUGGAAGUUAUGCGCAUGGGAAUAAAGAAAUUCGCGGCGUUGCAAUAUCCUGGGAAAGUAAUAUUGCAUAUUAUGUCUCCUUCAGUAAUUCACAAGAAUCAAAAGUCUCCGGAAAAGAACAGAUGGCUCUAUUGAAAGAAUUAUUUUACGAUACGACUUUGUACGUAAAAUGCUUCGCGAUAAAGGAUGUAUAUAAACUCUUGUAUCAAUGCUGCGGAAUCACUGUCAAAUGUAGAUUUCUUGAUCCCGUGAUUGCACAUUGGUUGUAUACCAAUGAUUUCGAAAGAAAUUUCAACGAAAUGGUAGUGCAAUACUUUCCACAAGGGACUUUUAUAAUGAAACGUACAAAAUCUUCUUACUAUGCCGGUCCUGGGAUGGAUGUGCGAAGUUCUUUACCAGGCGAGUUUAGAUCAGCAGCAGAAGCCGUCCUUACGUGGCACAUGGUGGAUAAUGUCACGAGUAAAUUAGAAGAACUUAAUCCUGUUCUAAUUUAUACGUUUAGAGAAGUAGAAAUGAAAAUCAUGACAACUUUAGCUUGUAUGGAAUUAUCGGGCAUUGGCGUGAAUCUAAAGUCUUUACAAGAGCUGUCGUCGGUUAUUUCAAAUGAAAUGGAGUCUUUAGAAACAAAAGCUUACAACUUGGCAGGCAGAAAAUUUAACUUUUCAUCGUCCAAAGAAGUUGGACAGGUAUUAGGAUUAUAUAAAGAUAAAAAGGUCAGUACAAGCAAGGCUGUUUUGGAAAAAUGUGAUAAUCCAAUAUCGACCUUGGUGAUUUCCUGGCGGAAAUUAAAUGCAACGAGAACAAAAAUGAUUUAUCCGUUGCUAAACCUAGCCCAAGAAGAUUCUCGUAUUCGUGGUAAUUGUAUCACUUGUACGGUGACAGGAAGAGUCUCGAUGCACGAGCCAAAUUUGCAGAAUGUGCCAAAGGAUUUUAAUUUCGUAGACAAUAAUCUGGUCGUAAGCGUAAGAAUGGCAUUUGUACCAGCUUUGGGCAACAUAAUGCUAUCCGCCGACUAUUGUCAACUCGAAUUGCGCCUCUUGACGCAUUUUUCGCAAGAUUCGGUAUUGUGCAAAAUCAUGAGACAGCAGGGUGACAUUUUUAAAAACAUCGCUGCCAAAUGGAAUAAUGUAGUAGAAGAACAGGUAACUAAUGAAAUGCGUCAGCGUACCAAGCAAUUGUGUUACGGCAUGAUUUACGGCAUGGGAGUAAAAUCAUUGGCUGAAAGUCUGUGCAUAAGCGAAACCGAAGCUCAAGAAUUUUUAGAAUCUUUUAUGAGCGCAUAUCCGGGCAUAUAUAAAUGGUUAAACGACGUACUAGAAGAAGCGCAUCACGAUGGAUAUGUGACAACCCUACUCGGAAGACGUAGACAGCUUCCGGAUCUAAAAAGUACAAAAUCAUCUACGAGAGCGCAAGCAGAACGACAAGCUGUAAACACAAAGGUACAGGGUUCCGCCGCGGACAUCGUCAAAAAGGCCAUGAUAAGUAUAGAGGACAAGAUAAGAAGUUACUUUCCGAACUCGGCUAUAGUAUUUCCAGAGGUGCACACCACUCGCAGAUUACGAAGCAACUUGCAACAGAGAGGUGGUUAUUUAGUUUUACAGUUACACGAUGAAUUGUUAUACGAAGUAAAUUUAGCAGAUUUAAAGGAAGUUGCUGUUAUAAUUAAAGAUUCAAUGGAAAAUGUGUGCCAACUCACUGUGCCAUUGCCAGUAAAAGUCAGAGUUGGGCCUGCAUGGGGCGAUUUAAAUGAUUAUCAAUUUUAGCAGACAUUCCUAAUCAUAGCGCGCUAAUUAUUACUAUCGAAUCGCUAUUUUUAUACACUAUUUUUAAUAAUUGGUUACGGUUAGACUAUUUAUGGAUCAUGUCAUAUAUCAGAUAUUUUAUACAUAUUUUAUACAUAUUAUUUUUUAAUACUUAUGGGAAAUGUAAAUACUUGAUUGUUUAUCUUAAGUCAAGUCAUAUUAUUCAUAUAUUUU
Molecule: messenger RNA, 6774 nt
Organism: Temnothorax curvispinosus
Lineage: Eukaryota; Metazoa; Arthropoda; Insecta; Hymenoptera; Formicidae
Gene: DNApol-theta
Product: DNA polymerase theta-like
Exons: 21
Coding region: 1-6561 (2186 amino acids)
Biological process (GO): DNA-templated DNA replication; double-strand break repair via alternative nonhomologous end joining
Molecular function (GO): DNA binding; ATP binding; DNA-directed DNA polymerase activity
Source: RefSeq, a predicted model, not a curated record